Molecule: messenger RNA, 204 nt
Organism: Nomascus leucogenys (northern white-cheeked gibbon)
Lineage: Eukaryota; Metazoa; Chordata; Mammalia; Primates; Hylobatidae
Product: NADH dehydrogenase [ubiquinone] 1 beta subcomplex subunit 1
Cellular component (GO): mitochondrion
Source: RefSeq, a predicted model, not a curated record
GCUGUCGGCACUGAGGCUGCAGCUAUCAUGGUGAACUUACUUCAGAUUGUGCGGGACCACUGGGUUCAUGUUCUUGUCCCUAUGGGAUUUGUCACUGGAUGUUAUUCAGACAGAAAGAGUGAUGAACAGCUAACUACCUUCCAGAACAAGAGCAUGUUAUUUAAAAGGGAAUUGCGACCCAGUGAAGAAGUCACCUGGAAGUAA